Molecule: messenger RNA, 817 nt
Organism: Drosophila grimshawi
Lineage: Eukaryota; Metazoa; Arthropoda; Insecta; Diptera; Drosophilidae
Exons: 2
Coding region: 16-402 (128 amino acids)
Source: RefSeq, a predicted model, not a curated record
GCACACCAUCCAAGUAUGUUUAAUUUCUUAAAAAAAAAAUUAUCUGCCAUUCAUAUAAUGUCAUUCCACAAUGAAAAUGAGGAAAUGGAGAAUACUAUCGAACAGCCGCCAAUAAUUGAAGAACAAUCAACAGUUGACGAACCAUUGAUCGAAGAUCGAGAAAUUGUUAUCCCCCAGCCACGUCGCAGUGCUCGCAUCGCAGCCAGGCAGGAGCUGAAACGCAAAUUGAUCGUGGAGGAAGGGCAGCGGGAGGAGCAGCGGAAGAAGCGCUUUCGUGCCGAGCAAAUGGCAAGGGUAAUGCAGAAAGUGGCGCAUGGCAAACCCUGUGUCUGCCUCAAAGUAAACAAUGAAUUACAUUGGCUAUUUGACAUCGAAAUAAAAAACCCUCAAAAUGGAUUAUAAGGAUUGAUGUGCAACACACAGUUGAUUAUUUGUUAAUAUAUUUGAGUUUUAAAAUGAAUUUAACAGACACCCAAAAAAAAUCAUUCGCAAAAAAAGUCGAACAAUAUCAACUAUAUAAAUCUAAAAAACAUCGGAAAAGAAUGCAGUGAACAAAUAUAUCAAGAUCAAAAAUAAUCUCUGCGACAAAAAGAAGUGCCUAUGAACGAAGAGCCAGUAAUCGCAGAAUCAGAAAUCGAAGUAUGCUUAAUCGAAGAUGCAGUAAUCGAAGAUUCAGUUCUGUCCCCUCCUCGUCCACCAUAUCCUGGCGCAAAGGCCAAACUUUGCCUUAGCCUUAAAAAGGAAAAUAAGAUUUGAUGCGUUGAGAUUUUAAGUUGUCAGUUUAUCAAAUAUAAAUAAAUGAAUUCUUCAAAAUGUA